AUGGAAGAAGAAUUAGAAAGUGUACUACAAUAUUCAAACCUCAACAUCAACUACAAUGAAGCAUUGGCUACUAUCUCGUCAGAUCAGGCUAGUAGUCUAUUGGAACCUAUAUCAACUCUGGCUGACAAUUUGGUAAAAGAUCCUGACAGAGUAGUUUGUAAAGAUGGCUAUGAACUAAAGGCAAAAAUUAUAUCAGACGAAGAUUGGGAAGGAUUAGAAGAAUUAUGUGAUUUGCUGAAUCCCUUUGCGCGUGCAUCUGUAUAUAUUAGUGAAAAUCGGCUUACACAUUCUUCAGUUUUCCGAACACAUCAAUUUCUCCGAAAAUCAAUGUUAACUCGCUGGAAAGAUCCGAAGAUGUUUGGAUGGCUUGCAAUAACCUUGGACUCUCGUUUUAAGUCAUUGACUGCAGCAUCAUCUAAUCCAGCACAUUCAACAACUACAUUAGAUAUGGCAACAUUUUUUGAUGACGAGGCAGAAACUUCUUCACCAGUUGAUGUGGAGCUGCAAAUCUAUUUUUCUAUUCCACAAAUUCCCAAAGUAUGA
Messenger RNA from Ambispora leptoticha, 543 nucleotides. The record is from the annotation of a GenBank genome assembly. NCBI's taxonomy places the organism in Eukaryota, Fungi, Glomeromycota, Glomeromycetes, Archaeosporales, Ambisporaceae.